ACCCGCGAAUCUGCUGCCGAGAAAUAACACGCUAGUGUGUACCAUCGUAUCCACAUAUUUACAGCCAUGUCUUCCUUUCGAAAAGCCUUAAAAUCUAAACAACGAGACCACAAAGAGCGAUCACAGCUCGGUUUCAGGAAACAUUUGGGACUACUGGAGAAGAAGAAGGAUUACAAACUUCGUGCAGAUGACUACCAUCGGAAACAGAAGACCCUCACGGCCUUGCGCAAGAAGGCAAUGGAUAAGAACCCUGACGAAUUUCACUUUAAAAUGAUACACAACCAUUUAAAGGAUGGAGUUCACGUGAUCAAACCAAAAGACGAAACAAUGACAGAGGAGCAGAAGAAGGUGAUGAGGACCCAGGACAUCAGAUAUGUGGAAAUGAAGCGAGUGUCGGAGAUGAAGAAAAUCGAAAGGAUGAAGUCAGAGCUCCACCUUCUUGAUGUUGAUGAAGAAAAGAAAAAUAAGCAUGUUUUUUAUGUGGACUCAAAAAAAGAAGUGGAGGGCUUUGACCUGGCCACACACCUCAACACAGUACCUGAAUUGGUGGGACGAGCAUAUAACAGACCUACAAUAGAGACCCUGGAAAAGAAAAGCAUUGUGGGAGCAGUGGAUCCUCAGAGAAUAAAAAAACUUGCAAAGCAGAGGGAACUUCAAUAUCUGAGGCUUUCACAGCGUAUUGACAGAGAAAAAAAUAUGUUUGUCAUUAGUCAAAAGAUCCAGACUAGAAAAGAUCUGCAAGAUAAAGUUAAGAAAGUGAAAGUCUGUGAGGAGACCGAAACUGCUCCAGCCGUCUAUAGAUUUGAGGCUAAGAGGAAAAGAUGAUGUCUUUGUAUCAGUACACCGUGGAAACUCACUUUGUCAUGUGACAACCAGUCAGCAGUUUAAUCUAUGAAGUGGACUCUCUUUCACUGCUAUAGUGUAGUUUGAAAGACUAGGCUGGGAAUCUUGCACACUAUAUAAAGCAAGGAGUUU
Messenger RNA from Carassius carassius (crucian carp), 975 nucleotides. RefSeq names its product probable U3 small nucleolar RNA-associated protein 11. The transcript is spliced from 9 exons. Lineage: Eukaryota; Metazoa; Chordata; Actinopteri; Cypriniformes; Cyprinidae. Gene Ontology annotation, biological process: rRNA processing. The coding region runs from base 67 to 825 and encodes 252 amino acids. The record is from RefSeq and is a predicted model, not a curated record. Gene Ontology annotation, cellular component: small-subunit processome; nucleolus.